Messenger RNA from Teleopsis dalmanni, 1071 nucleotides. RefSeq lists its product as uncharacterized. Gene Ontology annotation, molecular function: nucleic acid binding. The record is from RefSeq and is a predicted model, not a curated record. The transcript has 2 exons. Gene Ontology annotation, biological process: DNA integration. Lineage: Eukaryota; Metazoa; Arthropoda; Insecta; Diptera; Diopsidae. The coding region runs from base 1 to 1071 and encodes 356 amino acids.
AUGCAUAUAGCUGGCAAGAAUAGUCCGGUAGCUGAUUUUCUGUCACGCAUCGAAGCUAUCAGCAACGAAGACCUAGUUGACUUUGAUCAAUUAGCAGAAAGCCAGAAAACCGACAUUGAAACAAAUGGUUUUCUGUCUAAUAGUAAUAAAUCUGCACUUCAACUGAAAUGGAUACUCAUUCCAAAUUCAUCUAAGGAAAUUGCAUGUGAUGUAUCAUCAAAUCGUGUGCGUCCUUUUGUAACUGAACAAUGGCCAGCGGUAGUCCCUAUCGAGGAUAUACAUGCCAGCACGGUAGCCAUAGCGUUCACCAAUGGUUGGAUCAUACACUUUGGCGUUCCGAAGCAGAUCAUAACAGAUCAAGGAAGACAGUUCGAGUCAACACUGUUUAAUGAAUUAGAGAAACUCAUUGGUGCCAAACAUAUUCGAACUAGUCCACGUCAUCCUCAAGCAAAUGGUUUGAUUGAACGUUUUCAUCGGACUCUGAAAACUGCAAUGAAAUGUAAGCAUGAACAUCAAUGGUCUGAUGCAAUACCUUUGAUUGUGUUAGCGCUUCGAAAUAUCUUUAAAGACCUAAAAGUAACUACAUCAGAAAUGGUAUAUGGGACAACUUUGCGGUUGCCGAGCGAUUUCCUGGAACAAGGUAAUAAUGAUAAAAUCCCAGAACAUGAAUUCGUGGAAAACAUGAGACAGAUGAUGUCUCAAAUACGUUCAUUUCCUACAUCAAAUCACUUAAAUGAAAGGGUAUUCUUACAGAAGGAACUGCAACAUGCUACUCACGUGUUUUUGAGGGAUGAUAGUGUCCGCCCACCAUUAAAAACACCGUACGAUGGGCCAUUUAAGGUUGUGAGGCGUUCAGACAAGACGUAUGAUCUUCUAAUCAAAGGAAAACCGGUGCGGGUGAGUGUUGAUCGGGUAAAGGCAGCAUUUUUAUCAAGUGACAAUGAAGACGUAAGCCCAUCAUGUACAGAAAAUAUGGCAGAUACUCGAAUGGAUACCAAACCUAGUAAUGUAACACGAAAGGGACGAUUAGUGCAGGUUCCAAGAAGAUAUGUUAAAUUUGACUUAACAUGA